UCAGGAUCAAGAACAAACGUGUUCAUGAGGUUUAAAACCACAAUGAAGGAAGGUCUUCUGAUGUGGAGGGGAGACAGUCCUAUGCGACCUAACAGUGAUUUCAUUUCUCUAGGCCUUCAAGAAGGAGCAUUAAUAUUCAGCUACAAUUUGGGCAGCGGCAUUGCUUCCAUCAUGGUGAAUGGCUCUUUCAGUGACGGUCGGUGGCACAGAGUCAAGGCUGUUCGAGAUGGACAGUCUGGCAAAGUAACUGUGGAUGAUUAUGGUGCCAGGACCGGUAAAUCCCCUGGGAAGAUGAGGCAGUUAAACGUCAAUGGAGAUCUCUACGUAGGUGGCAUGAAGGAAAUAGCCCUGCACACGAACAGGCAGUACCUGCGGGGCCUGGUGGGUUGCAUCUCCCACCUCACGCUUUCCACUGAUUACCACAUCUCGCUGGUGGAGGAUGCCACCGAUGGGAAGAACAUCAAUACGUGUGGGACCAAGUGA
Antrostomus carolinensis (chuck-will's-widow) is the source of this 483-nucleotide messenger RNA. Its product is annotated as pikachurin-like. Lineage: Eukaryota; Metazoa; Chordata; Aves; Caprimulgiformes; Caprimulgidae. The coding region runs from base 25 to 483 and encodes 152 amino acids. The record is from RefSeq and is a predicted model, not a curated record. The transcript has 4 exons.